This is a messenger RNA of Lingula anatina, 737 nucleotides long. RefSeq lists its product as uncharacterized. Lineage: Eukaryota; Metazoa; Brachiopoda; Lingulata; Lingulida; Lingulidae. The record is from RefSeq and is a predicted model, not a curated record.
CUGGUGGUAUAUAGUGGGCUUGCCUGGGUAGGGCACAUAAUUUAGCCCAGUGAGUGCUGAGAGAUGAAUCCACAACUACUUACAGUUUUGACAGUCAUGUUUGGACUGUGGGUUGUUGUCAACUGUCAACCUGGAGGUAUACCCCACAAAUUUGACCAUAGGACUACAGUCCAGCCUGCAACCAGCAAGCCCCAAAGACCAGCAGUUACAAAUGUACAGCCAGGGAAAAGUGGCUGUUACUGGAUGAAUAAAUCCUACACUCCUGGAGAAAUCAUAGCUGCUGGAAACUGCAGCACACGUUGGUGUACCCUUGGAAGUCAUGUGGCAGUGAUUGACAAGGUGGAAUGCUUGGUCCCACCCCUGGAUCAUCCACCUCUGGAGAAUGCAGGAUGCUGGUGGCAAGGGCAGCAAUUCCCUCUUGGUGCCUUGAUCAAGUCUGGGCCCUGUGCUCAACGUUGGUGUAAUCCCAGAGGUGUGGUGGUAGUGCAAGACUUCCUUGAGUGCUUGGUGCCUAGCAGUACAGUUACCAACUGAUGGAAUUUGGCUAACUUGUUGAUAACAUUACUAAAAUUGUUACUCAAAUGUUCUGAAUUUAAAUGAAGCAAAACACUGACUCAUAAAAUGUUGAUUAUCAAAAUUGACAAUUUACUUAAAAAAAAAAAAAAUAAAUAAAUAAUUCCUAAAUGAGAUCACUAUGAGUUUACUGCAUACUGGUAUUCUAUUAUGACAAAAUAUCU